This is a messenger RNA of Aspergillus luchuensis, 1716 nucleotides long. It is a transcript of the gene RFT1, whose product is annotated as oligosaccharide translocation protein Rft1. Gene Ontology annotation, cellular component: endoplasmic reticulum membrane. Gene Ontology annotation, biological process: dolichol-linked oligosaccharide biosynthetic process; glycolipid translocation. NCBI's taxonomy places the organism in Eukaryota, Fungi, Ascomycota, Eurotiomycetes, Eurotiales, Aspergillaceae. The transcript is spliced from 3 exons. The record is from RefSeq and is a predicted model, not a curated record. The coding region runs from base 1 to 1716 and encodes 571 amino acids.
AUGUCAGGAGUAGAUGAGAAUGUCAGCGCAAUGCUGGCAUCAUCAGCAUCUGGGACGACGAUGAUGAUUAUCGUUCAACUGGCCUCGAGGAUUUUCACUUUCACCGCCAAUCAGUUGGUUUUGAGGAGCUUACCUCCGGCCAUAAUGGGUGUUGCAUCCCAACUGGAGCUAUACUUCAUCUCGAUAUUAUUUUUCUCCAGGGAAAGUAUCAGGAUGGCUAUACAAAGACAGCCAUUGCAACUCAAGCCCCUCACCAUGUAUUCCCACAAGGACAGCACUGGUACAUCUCCCAAAAAGAGCAAUGAUGUAUCUGAAGCCCGAACCAUAGCCUCGCAGUCAGUAGUGAACAUGUCCUACUUGAGCCUUGCCUUGGGGUUCUUGUUCGCUCUGGCAUUUGCUGCAUCUUAUGUACAGCUAGCAUCGAGAGAGGUGUCAGAGUUACCCUACUACUACGCAAGCGUGAUAAUCACAUCCAUUGCAUCCCUUAUGGAGCUCUCCACUGAGCCCUUCUUCACUGUAGUGCAGCAAUAUAUGCUACACAGACAACGUGCAGUGGUUGAAAUGAGUGCAGCCUUUGUAAAAAGCCUUACAACCUGCCUUGCCUGUGCGUGGGCUUCCAGAGCCGGCCACAGCAUUGGCGUGCUCCCAUUUUCAAUUGGUUAUUUCUGUUAUUCUUCCACUCUCAUAUGCGGCUAUAUGCUAGCCCUGUCGGGGGUUACGGACGCGCAGAAGUUUUCUAUGCUUCCCACAAAGAUAAAGUCAAGGGACAGAUCAGAGUAUUUCAUGGGAAGAUUCUCAUGGCCGAUGAUAGGGCUUUCCACAAAUGUGUUCUUUCAAUCGGUGAUAAAACAUCUUCUCACCCAGGGUGAUUCAAUGAUGCUGGCAACCAUGACGAGUUUAGAAGACCAAGGCAUAUACGCACUAGCCUCUAAUUACGGCGGUCUCCUAGCUCGCGUUUUCUUUCAGCCCAUUGAAGAAAGCAGUCGAACGCUCUUUUCCUCACUGCUAAACUCUGGCGGGAGCGGACAUUUACGUGUGAAAAACAUCGAUGCUGCUAAAACUCAGUUGACAGAAGUUCUCCAUGCAUAUAGUCUGAUGGCUAUUGUGGGGUUCCCCCUUGGUCCAGUUCUGGCACCUCAAUUGCUACGUCUGUUAGGCGGGCGCAUCUGGGCUUCACCCAAGAUCAGCAGCCUGCUUUCACUUUAUUGCUACUAUAUACCAUUUCUAGCUUUCAACGGUAUAAGUGAAGCAUUUGUCUCAUCGGCAGCAAACUCGACAGAACUACGCAGACAAGCGGUAUGGAUGGGAGUGUUUUCAGCAUGCUUUGCAUCUGCCGCGUACUUAUUCUUGAAAGUCGGCGCUCUCGGUGCCCACGGAAUGGUAUAUGCCAAUAUUGUCAACAUGGCAGUUCGCAUCGUCUGGAGCUUUUCCUUCAUUCGGAAAUUCAUGUCUCGACACGGAAGCGGUAUGGCUAUUGCCGAAUUUAGCCCACGGCCGCUUACCUGUAUCGCCAGUGUCACGAUGUCUAUAGUCCUUACCUCAAAGGGUCUAUAUGCUCUUGAUAUCUAUAGCACGAGAGAUGCACUGAUACUUGGAGCUAUGUACAUUCUUAUCGUGUCUUAUCUCGAGAGAAAAUCUUUGUUCAUAUAUUACACAAAAGCCCGCGAGCUGGUGAAAAGCAAAACGUCCCGAACUCCAAAGUCCAAAGGCGAAUGA